Betta splendens (Siamese fighting fish) is the source of this 637-nucleotide messenger RNA. It is a transcript of the gene smim7, whose product is annotated as small integral membrane protein 7. Bases 91 to 318 code for a protein of 75 amino acids. The record is from RefSeq and is a predicted model, not a curated record. Lineage: Eukaryota; Metazoa; Chordata; Actinopteri; Anabantiformes; Osphronemidae. The transcript is spliced from 5 exons.
GGUCAAUGAGCAACUGCUGAAAUCCUAUUGGACAAAUCCCUGAUUGCGUACGCGGACGCGGAAGUGAAGUGAUUCUGUGAUGUGAUCAAGAUGAUCGGAGAUCUGUUGAUAUUCGGGACCUUACUGGUGAAUGCAGGAGCUGUGCUGAACUUCAAGCUCAAAAGGAAAGAGUCCCAGGGCUUUGGAGAUGAGUCCAGAGCACCAACGACAGGUGACAACAUCAGAGAGUUCCUUCUCAGUCUGCGUUACUUUAGGAUCUUCAUCGCUUUGUGGAACAUCUUCAUCAUGUUCUGCAUGUUUGUAUUGUUUGGAGCAUGAGCAGCAUCUGAUGUAACCAAGAAGAUUCUCUAAACCUCUCUUUUAGUCCUGGUUCUUUGAUCCUUUUAACUGUAAUUAAGCUUAUUUUUCUUGACUGUACCUUCUCAAAUGCUACAUCUGCCAUUGUCUGUACAGGAAUUUAUAAAUCAGUGUAUUUAUUCUGUCCUAUAGAACUUGUUAAAUAUUGGAUUGUUUAAGAUCACUAUGGAAGCAGCCCUGCCUUUGCUGGAUAAAUGUUGUUCUGUGCUUUAUUACACAUUAGAAGUCAUUUCUGUCGCACCAUGGUUUGCUUCUUGAAUAAAUGCUGGACUUAAAUGUG